AUGGAUCAUUUUUUCCUUUUCUCGGCUGUCUUACUGGACACAUUCCUAGGAUCUUAUGGAGUCAUAAGCGGUUAUGUCGGAUGUUUUGAGGACAAUUCUGGCAGGCUUUUGAAAGGCCCUGAGAUUAAAACCCAGGAAUCCAUGUCGAACGCUCUGUGUAUUAGAGAAUGUUAUUCUCUAGGAUACCCAUAUUCAGGAACUGAGUACGGACAGGAGUGUUUCUGUGGAAAUGGCGAACAUUUGUCCCCAGACUUCAAAAGAAAUGAUGCAGAAUGCCUUUCUAUGGUGUGUUUCGGAAACAAAAACGAAUUCUGCGGCGGUUUUUGGAGGAUUGCAGUAUAUUCUACAGAUUCAACUUUUUUGUGUGAAAUCCAAGGAAAUCAAAUAUCCAGAAACAACCUAUACCAUUGCUACUGUAUGUUGAACCACAACGUGACGACCUUAGAUGGAACAGUGCUGCUAAAUUUAAUAAAGGAACGAAGGAAAUUACUUGCAGUCGAUAAAAGAAAGUUAUCAAAAUAUGUACGUGGGAAAACCUGUGCUGAAGAUGUGAGACCAUCCUCCAAAGCACUAGGGUGUUAUUAUGGCUGCUUCAAAGACAAUGAUCAACGAAUUCUUAAAGGAGGCAAAAUUCAAAGAAAAUCAUCCAUGACAAACACUUUCUGUAUCAAGAAUUGUUUCUCCAGAGGUUAUUCGUUUGCUGGAACGCAGUAUGGAAUAGAGUGUUUCUGCGGAGAUGAAACAUAUUUGACACCAGACAAACGUCGAGAUGACACGAAUGUGAGGAACACGUGUGUUCGGGAGAUUCUAACGAUUAUUGUGGCGGGCAUUGGCGUUUGUCUAUUUAUUCCACUGGAUAUGAUUUUCAUCAGCAGCAAAAGAAUCUCACAGAAACAUGUGUAUGAUAUUAAAUAA
Molecule: messenger RNA, 915 nt
Organism: Saccostrea cuccullata (small rock oyster)
Lineage: Eukaryota; Metazoa; Mollusca; Bivalvia; Ostreida; Ostreidae
Exons: 7
Coding region: 1-915 (304 amino acids)
Cellular component (GO): plasma membrane
Source: RefSeq, a predicted model, not a curated record